GUCGCAAAGCUCUGCCUCAAAUUAAUUCCGUUGCCCGAAAGGCUGGGUUGCCCGACGGCUGUCCCAAAAACUGCCGCUGUGACUGGGACGCCGGCUGUGUCUCGGACAUAUUGUGCUCAAAGCGCAAAAAAGCUCUACUUAGACGUACAUCAGAUGCUUCGCGGCGCCAGAGAAGCCUUUGGGUUCUUCCACUGCUAUGCCUAAUCACAGCCUUGAAACAUCCUUCUCUUCCCUAGUAACUCGAGAGAUCACGACAGAUCACGACAAUGUCUUCAUCGGACGCUUCCUACUCUCUGGUCGACUCGAUCGAGUCACUCAUCUCCUUCCUGGAAGCCAUGAAGGGCGUCUCAAGACGGGCCAGUCCCUGCAUAUCCGUAGAUCUCGAAGGGGUCCGCUUGUCACGAUACGGCACUGUCUCGCUCAUUACCAUCUUCGACCAGGUCCCGAACCAAGUAUACUUAGUCGACGUACACACCUUGAAGGCCACGGCAUUCACCACCAGCCUCCCACCAGACACAGAGACGCCGCCAGAGGCAUCCUGGACGCUCAAGACCGUCCUCGAGUCACCCGCGAUCACUAAGAUUUUCUUCGAUGUUCGCAAUGACUCGGACGCGCUGUUCAGCCACUUCGGCAUUCGUCUCGAAGGAGUCGAGGACGUGCAGCUCAUGGAGUGCGCGGAUAGGCCGCCCCGUCGCCGGCGCUUCGUCUCGGGACUACAGAAGUGCAUCGAAAAGUUUGCGCCUCUAACUUCCGCGCAAAAGAUGCAGUCGAAGGCCAUUAAGGAGUUUGGUGUUAAAGCGUUCGAUCCUAAGCAAGGAGGCUUGUACGAAUAUCUGCCCUCGCUGAGGAAUUUGUUCUGGGGGAGGCUGGAUUCAUCGUGGCGAGAUAAGGUUGCCGCCGCAACGAAAGCGAGGAUCGUGCUGUCCCAGAAUGCAGACUAUCAGCCGCACUCGAACGACAAUGCCUUCAGUCCUUGGCGAUUCGAGUAA
This is a messenger RNA of Microdochium trichocladiopsis, 989 nucleotides long. Its product is annotated as ribonuclease H-like domain-containing protein. The transcript is spliced from 2 exons. Gene Ontology annotation, biological process: nucleobase-containing compound metabolic process. Lineage: Eukaryota; Fungi; Ascomycota; Sordariomycetes; Xylariales; Microdochiaceae. The record is from RefSeq and is a predicted model, not a curated record. The coding region runs from base 267 to 989 and encodes 240 amino acids. Gene Ontology annotation, molecular function: 3'-5' exonuclease activity; nucleic acid binding.